AUGAAAGCUGCCUCGGAAAUCCGGCACGUGGCCGUUUUGGCGUUCCCAUUCGGGACGCAUUCAAUUCCUCUUCUGGACGUCAUCCAAAGAAUCGCAUCUGAUUCACCUGAAGUCAUAUUCUCAUUCUUCUGCACCGCCCCUAAUAUUGCCAAUAUUGGUGCCUCCAUAUUCCUCAAGUUUCCCAACAUAAAGCCUUAUAACGUCCACGAUGGCUUACCGGCGGGUUAUGUCCCUUCCGGCCAUCCCCUGGAGCCGCUUCAUUUGUUCCUCAGGGCCAUGCCGGAGAACUACCGGCGAGCUAUGGAUCAGGCCGUUACGGAGAAAGGCAGGAAGAUCACGUGCAUCGUCACAGAUGCGUUUCUUUGGUUCGGCGCAGAAAUGGCAGAGCAAAUGCAUGCCAAGUGGGUCCCUCUUUGGAUGGCUGGCCCUCAUGCUCUGUUAACUCACGUCGUCACCGACCUUCUUCGUGAAAAAUUUCCUUGCGAUGAUGAUGACAAACAUGGCUGCCUUCAGUGGCUUGACAAGCAAAAAACUGCAUCAGUACUAUAUAUUGCCUUUGGAAGUGUCAUCUUACCCCCACCCCAUGAACUAUCUGCAUUAGCACAAGCCUUGGAAGAAGGUAAGUUUCCAUAUAUAUGGUCAUUUAGAGGCAGCCCUGAGAAACAAUUACCAGAAGGAUUCUUGAAAAGGACAGGAGAACAAGGGAUUGUUGUUCCUUGGGCUCCUCAGUUAGACAUCCUUAAACAUGCGUCAACUAGUGUUUUUAUGACGCAUUGUGGCUGGAAUUCGAUCUUGGAGAGCAUUGUAGGUGGUGUGCCCAUGAUUUGCAGGCCGUUUUUUGGAGAUCAGAGGUUGAACACUCUGAUGUUGGAGGGGGAAUGGGGGGUCGCCAUGGCUGUUGACAAUGGGGUUAUUACUAAGAAUGAGAUUAUCAGAGUUUUGGAAUCAAGCUUGACAGGUGAAAAGGGGAAGAUGAUGCGCAGCAACGUUACGUCUUUGAAACAGUCCGCCAUGAAAGCUAUUGAGCCUAGUGGCAGCUCUACACAAAAUUUUAGGACUUUGAUUGACUUAGUCACAACUUAA
Molecule: messenger RNA, 1083 nt
Organism: Neltuma alba
Lineage: Eukaryota; Viridiplantae; Streptophyta; Magnoliopsida; Fabales; Fabaceae
Product: flavonoid 3-O-glucosyltransferase-like
Exons: 2
Coding region: 1-1083 (360 amino acids)
Molecular function (GO): UDP-glycosyltransferase activity
Source: RefSeq, a predicted model, not a curated record